Messenger RNA from Staurois parvus, 492 nucleotides. NCBI's taxonomy places the organism in Eukaryota, Metazoa, Chordata, Amphibia, Anura, Ranidae. The record is from the annotation of a GenBank genome assembly.
ACCGGACAGAGGCACAUCGGGCUGGACACCGGACAGAGGCACAUCGGGCUGGACACCGGAUCACCAGGCGGAGCAGUGGGCACUGGGCCACCAGGCGGAGCAGCAGGCACCGCGCCACCAGGCAGGGCAGCAGGCACCGGGCCACCAGGCGGAGGCAGCAGGCACCGGGCCACCAGGCGGAGCAGCAGGCACCGGGUCACCAGGCGGAGCGGCAGGCAUCGGGCCACCAGGCAUCAGGUCAUCUGGCUGACAGCGGGCACCGAGUCAUCUGGCAAGGCACCAGGCAUGACAGCUGGCUCUGAGUCAACUGGCACGACAGUGGGCACCGGGUCAUCUGGCUCGACAGCGAGCAUUGGAUCGUCUGGCUCGACAGUGGGCAUCGGGUCACCAGGCAUGACAGCGGGCACUGGGUCAUCAGGCAUUGGAUCGUCUGGCUCGACAGCGGGCAUCGGGUCAUCUGGCUCGACAGCUGGCAUUGGGUCAUCAGGCACG